CCCUCGCCGCCCGGCUUGCUUCUAUCCUCCUCCGGUCCGCAGGGGAGGAGGUAAGCGCGCUGCGCCCGGGGCCUGCGCGGCGCAGAGGGAGGCGUUUCUCCUACUUCUCCCGGGUAAUUUGGAGAGAUUGUCUGUGCGCGCGCGCGUGAGUUUAAGGCGAAAAGGUGUAAGAUCCAGCGCCAAGCAGAGGGUCAGGGUCUUUGACGUUCCUCACCAGCUGCACAACCUCCCAGAACCAGUGUGAGUGCGGGUGACAGUGCGCGCGCGCACGGGCUGGCCGCGCUUGGUACGCUUGGUGGCCCGGGGCCCCAGGGCCCGGGGGCCCGCCUGGCGGCCUGGGAUUACCGUGACGUCACAUUGAGCCUCUGGCCACCUUGGACUGGGACGCCUCGGGAGCCGCACAGCCCCGCACCGCGCCUCACCUUGCCUCGCCACCGCGCGACUUUGGGAACCCGCAUCCUCUCCCUUCCCCUGCCCAUCCAUGGGCCCUUCUGUCUUCCGGACCACGCCGGCCGGAGGAGCGCCUUCUGGAGCGCAGAGCUCGGCAGCCGGGCUGCCCUCGGCUCUGCCUCCAGUCGCGCCAAGCAGGCGGAGGACGCGGCGCUGGGCACCGGAGGCCGUGUAAGGAACCGAGGCGGCGCGCCGCUGGAGGCUCACAACCGCCGGGCUGAGGCGGGAACUCUCAAGAGAAGAGGGAGGCGGGCCACGGACAGCCACCAUGUCCUUCCCGCACUUUGGACACCCGUAUGGCAACGCUCCCCAGUUUCUGGUGUCUGCAAGUUCCAGCGCCACUUGCUGCGAAUCUGCCCCGCGCUCCGUCCCAGACGUGGCCUCAGGCUCCACCCCGGCAGCCGCUCUCUGCUGCGCAUCCUACGAUGGUCGACUGCUGGGCAGUGCGCGGCCGGAGCUGGGCGCGGCCUUGGGCCUCUAUGGAGGCCCCUACGCGGCCGCUGCAGCUGCCCAGAGCUACCCCAGCUACCUGCCCUACAGCCCGGAGCCGCCCGCGCUGUACGGGGCGCUGAAUCCACAGUAUGAAUUUAAGGAGGCUGCAGGGAACUUCACACCCGGCCUGGCGCAACCAGGAGCCUAUUAUCCCUAUGAGCCCACUCUGGGGCAGUAUCAGUAUGACCGGUACGGAGCGGUGGAGUUGAGUGGCGCCGGGCGCCGGAAGAACGCCACCAGGGAGACCACUAGCACGCUCAAGGCCUGGCUCAAUGAGCACCGCAAGAACCCCUACCCCACCAAGGGCGAGAAGAUCAUGCUGGCCAUCAUCACCAAGAUGACCCUCACUCAGGUGUCCACCUGGUUCGCCAACGCACGCCGGCGCCUCAAGAAGGAGAACAAGAUGACCUGGGUGCCCAAGAACAAAGGUGGGGAGGAGAGGAAGGUGGAGGGCGGAGCAGAGGAACCACUGGGCUGCCUCAACAGUGACACCAAAGACGUUACUGCUAGCCAAGAGGUUCGCAGGCUCCGGCUGAGUGACCUGGACGACCUGGAGGAAGAGGAGGAGGAAGAGGAGGCCGAAGAAGAGGAGGCAGUGGCCACAGCUGCGGACAGGCUGGCGGAGUUCCAUAAGGACACGCAGUCGCUGCCAGCGCCCUGCGCUGCUGCUCGAGAGGCCUGGCCGGAGCGCAGGGAGUGCGGCCUGGGGGCGCCCCGCUUCUCAUUCCAUGAGCCCCUGCGGUCGGGAGAAGCUGACUUUCUCCGGGCGGAGCCAGGGGGCCACACAUUGACCAUGCACUAUCCAGGCAGCAGCGAGAAACCGCGCAUCUGGUCUCUGGCGCACACUGCAGCAGCCGGCACCGUCGAAGGUGCCCCUCCAACCCCGCCCAGGCCACGAAGUCCUGAUUGCCAUCUGAUUCCCGGACAGCUUCCAGGCUCGGGCGCGCGACCUGCUGUCCCCAGAGACUCCGCGUGCGAAGAGCCUUCCCCAGUAGCCAAAGCCUUUGGAGACCCCACGUUUGCCCUGCAGGGCCUGCCGCUGAACUGUGUGCCGUGCCCGCGGCGGAGGGAGCCGGCAGUGCAGUGCCAGUACCUGUCCGGAGCGGAAGCAGGUUAGCGCAUUGGCUGCGAUUUGCGGAAGAAUCUUGGAAAUCUGCCCUACUUUGCCAAUUCACCUCCACACUAAGAAUCUGGGAGACCUCAUCAGGGACAGGGGGC
Messenger RNA from Ceratotherium simum simum (southern white rhinoceros), 2160 nucleotides. It is a transcript of the gene IRX6, whose product is annotated as iroquois homeobox 6. Gene Ontology annotation, cellular component: nucleus. The record is from RefSeq and is a predicted model, not a curated record. NCBI's taxonomy places the organism in Eukaryota, Metazoa, Chordata, Mammalia, Perissodactyla, Rhinocerotidae. Gene Ontology annotation, molecular function: RNA polymerase II cis-regulatory region sequence-specific DNA binding; DNA-binding transcription factor activity, RNA polymerase II-specific. Gene Ontology annotation, biological process: cell development; neuron differentiation; regulation of transcription by RNA polymerase II.